AUGGCUGAAUAUAUCAAAGGAGACAAUCUGGAUUUGUUCAUGCGUAUAUCAGACAUUGUGAAAGAGCCCAUUCAAACGUUGAUCGCGAUUGAUGAUCUCCAAGAUGUUCCACUUGUGCCACUUGAAAUCGCUGUCGAAUCUUUGACACUAUUUUUACCGAAAAUUGCAAGUUACGCUUCUACAGCCAAGGAACGAUGCGAAAAUCCUCGUUCUGAUGGAAUGAGUGUCGAUGAGUCAGCUGCUAUUAUGUUAUACACUAUGGGAUGGAAGCCAACUGAAAAAUGUCUUUACGUUGUAUUGAAUGCCACUCUAAGAUCGGAAGACAGAAGCAAACGUAAACAUUGGCUUUUCUAUCUCAAACUUUUUCUCACUGCCGUAUCCAAAAUUCCGUCUCAACAUAGACAUGUUUUUCGUGGAAUUAAAGAGGAUCUACAUGAAUACUAUCCUAGUGGGAAGACAAUCGUAUGGGAAAGCUUUUCAUCUUGCACUGUUUCCAUUGAUAUCUUACAAUCGAACCCAUUACUAGGCACCUCAGGAAAAAGAACUAUUUUUGAUAUUGAAUGCAAUUCUAGCAAAGAUAUUAGUCAAUAUUCUUAUUGUCCAAAAGACAAGGAAGUAAUAAUUAUGGCUGCAACACAAUUUAUUGUAACCGGCUGUCUCAAUCAAGGCAACGAUCUCGUCACAAUUCAACUCAAAGAAACGAAGCCUUCUCAUCAUCUUCCACAACCAGUUACACACUUUUCUGAAUCGAAAAAGACAUAUCGAAAUAAAAACGAUGAUCAACGUAUCCGAUCAGUUCAAUAUCGUCUGAAAUAUUCGGCUACUGGGGAACACGAUCUAGGUCAUUCAAAUGAAUUAGAAUCUACAGAAUUAUGUCGUGAUGGUGGUCGUUGCGAAAAUAUGGAUCCCGAUCAUCUAAAAGCUUAUCGACAUGUACCUUUAUGUAGAUAUCGUCUUGAAUGUGUCGAUUUUAUUCGUGGAUCAGCUGAACAUUGCAGAGAUUAUCGUCAUUGCAAACCAACAUGUCGUUUUGGCCAUUUUUGUGUGAAAUUUCAUGAUGAAAAGCAUUUUAGCGAGGAAAACCAUCCAUUUCAAUCACCAUGCCCAUUUACACCAUUCCAUUGUCGACAAUAUAAUAGUUUAUGUGAAACGAAUAAUACCAGAACCUUGCCUAUCGAUGUUCAAAAACAUUGCCUUCAAUAUUCACAUGUGUGCCGCUACGGCCGUCAAUGCUAUGAAACAUCGGAUAUACAUUGGAAAACUACAAUUCACGUUAUCCGUAACAUCUGUUCAUGGGGUGAUAAAUGCACAAAAAUUGAUCAAGAGGAUCAUUUAACUUCAUUUUCUCAUCCAGGCAUUGUUGAUAUUCGACGAUUAUGUCCUUAUCAAGCCAAUGCAUGUCGAGAUAAACAAAAACCUGAACACAUAAAACAAUAUCGACAUAAUGGAAAGCAUGAUAGUAGCGGUGUUAUUAGCUGCUUCGGACAAAACAAUAAAACUAAUUUCGUGAAAAAUCAGGAAAGAACUAUUCAAGCGAUAAAUAAAUAUGCGAAAACUUUAAAUCCCAACAAUAUAUUAUCGAUUCCGAUGGAAAUUCAAAAAUGGAUUAAAGGCUUACAACCAGUUCAUCGAUGCUCAAAAGUCAUUUUUGAAUCGAUCCUUGUUCAUGGUCAUGUCAUGUCGCGUAGCCAUAUGGAAAACUUGAAAAGCCCACUUUUUGUAGCGCAAGCUGUACAAGAACACAAACGUAUUCGUGGAAUCUUCGAUCGUUAUAAAACACCCGCCAUAGAAGAUCAUGUUAAAGAAUAUAUUCGAGCAAUUGUAUCUUUAGAAUACAGUAAAAAACACAGCGGAAUUACAGUAACUGACGCAACUCCUAGUAAAACGCCCAUGCCGGUUGGCUCCGAUGAUUAUUAUGAUACAAUACUUAAAAAGGAAAGAAUUUUUCCAAGUUUAAUAAAGCCAGACGAAGUUAUUAUAAUUAAAAACUGUGCCAUUGGUAUAGCUGAAGCUUCGUGGAAUCUUCAUAAUUCCCCUAGUGGUAUCGGAUAUUCAAAUGAUAAAGCGUUAGGUACUGACAAACAUGUUUUUAGUGUUCUUGGACCACAUCUGGGACAUUACUAUGGAGAUAUAUGUCUUGUGUUUAAAAGUGAUGUAAUGUUUCAUCCAGAUACUAAUUUUUCUCCUCAAGCGGCAACGUCAUUUAUGAGUGGAAGGACAUUUUUGUAUCGACCAUGGAUCAAAGAUCCGGGCACUAGUGCCGAAAAGAUAAGGUGUUUUCAUGAAUCGAAACUACAUUGUGCUAUAUCGGGAUAUGAAUAUGCAGUGGCAGCAGAAUUAAUAGCUGUCUCCGGAUUAGAGAAGAAGACAUUGGCGGUGGAUUUGAAAACUAUUAUAAAUCGUUGGACAGAAGUUGAUGCUCAUCAAGUAUUGGAGGCCCAUUUACCUCAAUUGGUUCCGCUUGAUUAUAUCGAAGAAGUAUAUAUACCAAGAAAUCUUUUCGCAUCUCUUACUUCAACAGCUCAAGAAUCAGCUCAAAAAGUAUUUCGUGAUGCGCUUCAUAUUACAAAUCAUGACAUUAAUCUUACUGAUGCUGGUGGCACAGGCCCACAUCCACUAGCUAAGAAUCGUUCUGACUAUCAAGAUUUUGUCACCAAUACGUUGAUAAAAAAAUUUGAGAAACGAAAAGAGUACGAAAAGCAUUUUCGUGGCUUUAGUCUUACUCUAGCGCCAAGCCAAUGUAUGGAUCACACUGCUUUACCAUUAACAAUAAGUGAUGCUUAUGAUCAAUAUUGUCGAAUUCAUAAACGAAGUUCGCAUGAUGAUAAGAAUAUAUAUAUUUAUUGGGAAGCGAUGUAUGGCGAUAUGAUGCUUACUCUUUCCGAUGAACCGAUCAAUCCUCAUGUAAGUCAACCGCAUAUUCGAUGCCUAGUUUGCUAUAUUGCUGAGAGACCAGCAACAACAACAUUGAAUUAUAAUGAAUCAUAUUCAUAUUUAAAUGCUGGUGAACCAUUUCGGCAUGGUGUUAUCAAAACAGAUGGUCGAUGUUCAAGUAGUUCGCAGUCAUUUCAUCGUGGUUGUAAUGUUGAUGAUUUUCUUACAUAUUGUCUUAGAAUCGACAAGAACACAGGUCAAAUAACACUUUCACAUGCUGGACCCAAUAGUAUUUAUUGUUAUGAAACAAUCACAUGUAAAUUUUUUAAGGCAUCUCUCGAUUUAAACAAAUUACAAUAUAUUCAUGUUAGUGCUGGUUCACAAAAAGUGCCCGUUCGAAAUUUAAUUAUUAGUUUUGAACUGAUGUCCGAUUUGCAUCCAUCAUUUGAUACGAAUUUUAAACGAGGCGAUGACGCUUUUCCUCGUAGUAAAAAAUCCUAUGAUGUUGACCGAGCUACAUCUAUUAAAACUCCACCUAGUGAUUCUUUAGUUGAUGGUGUCACUGAUAAAAAACUUGCCCCAUGCCAGUAUUCAAUUAAUUGUCGAUUACAAGAAUCAGCAAAACAUAUAAAAGAAUAUUCUCAUCCUUGUCCAUACUCCGAAAUUUGUCGGUAUAAAAACAACGAACCUCAUCUAACUCAUGAACCUCGUCGAGUAGAACAAUGCCCGUGGAUAAGUUCGUGUCAAAAACUUGAUGAUCCUGUUCAUCGUGCGAAAUAUCGACAUCCUGGCUAUCCCGAUUUUAUUAUGCCAUGCUGUGAUGGAAUCAAUUGUCGUAAUAAAACAUCCGAUCAUCGAACAAAAUAUUCACAUGGCGAACUAAUUGAUAUAAACGAAUUUCUGUCGUCCCGAAAGUUACCACUAAAAUACUAUUCUAAACAUGACGAAGUAGAAGACACUGAUAUAAAAACAAGCCGCCCCCGAACACCUUGCCGAUAUGGAUCUGGUUGUUCCGAUCAGUCUGAUAGCGGUCAUUCUUCGACAUAUUCACAUCCUUCAGACAUUGCGUCUAAACGUUUGACUAGUGCAAGUCUUAAGCGAGUAGCUUGCCGUUAUGGACAUGAUUGUCCGAAUCAAAAUGAUUAUGAUCACUGUUCGCAGUAUUCACAUCCUUGUGGCGAAUGA
Messenger RNA from Rotaria socialis, 4059 nucleotides. The record is from the annotation of a GenBank genome assembly. Lineage: Eukaryota; Metazoa; Rotifera; Eurotatoria; Philodinida; Philodinidae.